This is a messenger RNA of Dermatophagoides farinae (American house dust mite), 856 nucleotides long. The record is from RefSeq and is a predicted model, not a curated record. Lineage: Eukaryota; Metazoa; Arthropoda; Arachnida; Sarcoptiformes; Pyroglyphidae.
UUUUGUUUGAAUAAAGUUUAUCAUCAUCAUCAUCAUCAUGGAUCUAAUGGUCAUCAUCAUCAGGAAGGUAAAUCUUUUAGUAUUGAUUCCAUUCUUGGCUUUGCAGCAACCAACACCGAUAACAACAAUAAUAACAGUAAUAACAAUAAAUCUAUCGAUAAUUCAGCCGUUGAUUUUAUUUAUGGCCAUCGACAUCAAAAUCAAUAUCAACAACAACAACAACAACAACAACAGACAAUCCUUUCGGUGCAACAGCAAUCAAAUCAUCAAAAUUCAUUCUAUCCAAAUCCAAUGAAAAAAAUUGCCACAAACAAACAAAUUGAAUCAAAAGUAGUAGCCGUCAACAAACAUGAAUCAAUGAUGAUUCUUGAACAACGACGACCAACUAUGAUGACGAAAAAUGUUAAAAAUUGUAAAAAGCUUGGAUUGAUUCAUAAUCAGAAAAAAAUGACAAUGAAAUCAAAAAUCUUAUCCUCAACAACAACAACAACAACAGCAUUGAAUAAAUCGAAACGUAUACGAACAAUUUUCACACCUGAACAAUUGGAACGUUUAGAGAAUGAAUUUGAAAAACAACAAUAUAUGGUCGGCACAGGAAGACUAUAUUUGGCAUCCACAUUGAAUUUGACCGAAGCUCAAGUUAAAGUUUGGUUUCAGAAUCGUCGUAUUAAAUGGCGUAAACAACAUUUGGAAGGAUAUCAAGAAGGAAUUGGUGAAAUUCAAAAAAAUGCUGAUACUCACCUAUCACAUGAUGGUAAUGAAGAAAAUGAUAAUGAUGAUGAUGAUAAGAAUUCAAGUUUUUAAAAAUCAUCAAAUCGCUGGAAAGUAGUCAUGUGAACGAAUCACUAGUCGUACA